GUUGGAGGAAUGCAGUGGAUGUGAAACGUGUUCUUUGCGUGUCAUGUUGCAUUUUGUGUGUUUUUAAGAAUAAAUUCGGGAAAAAACUAUACAAAACUCUUUCGAAAAGCCGAACCGAUAACACGAAGAAUGGUAGCUGAUAAGGAGAAUGUAGCGACCGCUAGCGGCGCAGUUGAAGGCGAUACGACUUCGAAGAAGGCAGCAAAAAAGCAAGCGAAGGAGGCAUUAAAAGCUGCAAAGAAAGCUGAGCAAAAAGCCGCAAAUUUGGCUAGCAACGAAGAAGCUGGCGAUGCAGUUGAUGUCUCAGCUGAUCGAUAUGGUUCCGCAGGGCUUAUCCAAUCAAAAGAAAAAUUUGAGGAACGCAAAUUUGUGGGCGUCAACGAGUUGAGUGAGCAUGUAAGUAAGGAUGAACUAGUGUGGGUUCGUGGACGUGUGCACACAUCGCGCUCGAAAGGCAAACAAUGUUUCUUAGUUCUACGUCAGCAGAGCAGUACGGUGCAAUGCAUUUUGGCUGUAGGUGAUCGUAUUUCCAAGCAAAUGGUGAAAUUUGCUGGCAACGUGAACAGAGAAAGCAUAAUUGAUGUCCAAGCUAAAGUUGUUUCAGUUCCCAAUAAGAUUGAGUCAUGUACCGAACAAACAAUUGAAUUGUGUAUCGAACAACUCUUCGUAGUGUCGCAGGCCAAACCGCAACUACCGCUGCAAAUUGAAGAUGCUUCCCGCCCCGAUAACCCUGAUGAGCCAGAAGGCUUAAAUAUUCGUGUAAACCAAGAUACACGUUUGGACAAUCGCGUGUUGGAUUUACGUACACCUGCAAAUCAAGCUAUUUUCCGUUUGGAAGCUGGAGUAUGUCGUUUAUUCCGUGAUAUUUUGACGACUAAGGGCUUCACGGAAAUACAUACACCGAAAAUCAUUUCUGCCGCCAGUGAAGGUGGCGCGAACGUGUUCACUGUCAGCUACUUCAAAGACUCCGCUUACUUGGCCCAAUCGCCCCAGUUAUAUAAGCAAAUGGCUAUUGCUGCUGACUUCGAUAAAGUGUACACAGUAGGUGCAGUAUUCCGUGCAGAAGAUUCCAACACACAUCGCCAUUUGACUGAGUUUGUUGGACUCGAUUUGGAGAUGGCUUUCAAAUACCACUACCACGAAGUGCUGUAUACCAUUGCCAAUACAUUCACGGAAAUCUUUAAGGGUCUACGCGACAAUUACAGUGCCGAAAUUGCGGCAGUAAACCAACAAUAUAAAGUGGAACCAUUUAAGUUCCUCGAACCGCCACUAAUUUUGGAAUUCGCAGAAGGUGUGAGAAUGUUGCGAGAAGCUGGUGUAGAAACUGGCGAUGAGGAAGAUUUGUCGACACCCAACGAAAAGUUUUUGGGUAGACUUGUAAAAGCCAAAUACGAUACUGACGUUUACGUUUUGGACAAAUUUCCACUUGCGAUACGUCCUUUCUAUACAAUGCCCGAUCCAAACAAUCCGACUUAUUCCAACUCAUAUGAUAUGUUCAUGCGCGGCGAGGAAAUUCUUUCUGGUGCUCAACGUAUACACGAUCCCGAUUUUCUAAUUGAACGCGCAACACAUCACGGCAUCGAUAUAACAAAGAUUGCUGCGUAUGUUGAAUCGUUCCGUUUCGGCUGUCCACCUCAUGCAGGUGGUGGCAUCGGCAUGGAGCGUGUUGUCAUGCUUUACCUUGGACUUGAUAAUAUACGUAAGACUUCAAUGUUCCCACGUGACCCUAAGAGAUUAACUCCAUAAUGCGUAUAAUUGUGGCUAAAUGAACAAGCUCCAGAAAACGAGAAAAUUAUUCACAUCGAUUUUUGCAAAUGAAUUUUAAUUGGCUCUUUUGUUUGCUCAGUGUCCUUUGAAUUGAUUUUUUCUUUAGUUCAUACAACCAAAUUUUUUUUAUCGAUCAUAAUUGCUAAAGGUUGUUUCUUUUUUUAUUAUCACUUAACUAUUUUCUUAAUUAGGCAGUUAUGCCUGCAGUUGUACAACAACUAGUUUAUAGUAGAAUAAAAGAGGCAAUUAUACCUGGCGUAAUGGCUGAAAUAAAGAAGACGCCUUCAAUUAA
This is a messenger RNA of Anastrepha ludens (Mexican fruit fly), 2059 nucleotides long. It is a transcript of the gene AspRS, whose product is annotated as aspartate--tRNA ligase, cytoplasmic. Gene Ontology annotation, biological process: aspartyl-tRNA aminoacylation. The transcript is spliced from 7 exons. The record is from RefSeq and is a predicted model, not a curated record. Gene Ontology annotation, cellular component: aminoacyl-tRNA synthetase multienzyme complex; cytoplasm; cytosol. The coding region runs from base 130 to 1746 and encodes 538 amino acids. NCBI's taxonomy places the organism in Eukaryota, Metazoa, Arthropoda, Insecta, Diptera, Tephritidae. Gene Ontology annotation, molecular function: RNA binding; aspartate-tRNA ligase activity; ATP binding.